This is a messenger RNA of Trifolium pratense (red clover), 1050 nucleotides long. Its product is annotated as protein FAR1-RELATED SEQUENCE 5-like. The record is from RefSeq and is a predicted model, not a curated record. The coding region runs from base 1 to 1050 and encodes 349 amino acids. NCBI's taxonomy places the organism in Eukaryota, Viridiplantae, Streptophyta, Magnoliopsida, Fabales, Fabaceae. The transcript has 2 exons. Gene Ontology annotation, biological process: regulation of DNA-templated transcription.
AUGGAAAAUUCAAGUUUUUCUCCAAACAAUGUCAAUGAACCAUUAGGGAGUGAAGAUAAAUCUCAUGUGAGUUUGAAUUCUAAUGUUAAAUGGAAUGAUAACAUUGAGCGUGAACUAACUAAAGAAGACAUAAUUCCAUAUGUGGGUAUGAAGUUUGAUACGGAAGAUCAUGCAUAUAGAUUUUAUAAUGUAUAUGUUGGCUUUGCUGGUUUUAGCAUUAGAAAAGAUUGGAGAAACAAAAGCAAAUUAGAUAAUGAGACAGUGAUGUCUCGAAAGUUUGCGUGUUUUAAAGAAGGCUUUAAGAAGAUCAAAGAUUAUGAUGAUAAAGUGUCUCGUAAAGAUAUCAGAACCGGAUGUUUAGCACAUGUUGUCAUCAGUCGGGAAUUGAGUGGAAAAUAUGUUGUUACAUCUUUUGUAAAAGACCAUAAUCAUGAGCUUGCAUCCCCUAGAAGUAAGCAUAAAUUACCAUCACAAAGGAGGGUUUCUGCCGCUCAAGCAGCUGAGGUAGAAAUGGCAAACCGAUCUGGUAUACGACAAAAAUUGAUUUUUGAGUUUAUAAGUCAACACGUUGGAGGGAGGGAGAAUGUUGGCUGCACUUCUAAAGAUAUUAGCAAUCAUUUAACCGCGAAGAGGAUGAAGGAAAUGAAGGAAGGUGAAGCAUAUACUCUACUUCAUUAUUUUAAAUCAAAGCAAACUGAGAAUCAAUCAUUCUUUUAUGAUAUUCAACUCGAUGUUGAUAAGCAAAUAACAAACAUUUUCUGGGCAGAUGCUAAAAUGGUUUUGGAUUAUGUUUAUUUUGGAGAUGUAGUGUGUUUUUAUACGACAUACCGCACUAAUAAGAAUUUACGACCAUUUGCUCCUUUCAUUGGAUUCAACCAUCAUAAAGAAAGUGUGUUAUUUGGUGCAGCACUGUUAUAUGAUGAAACUGCUGCAUCAUUUGAAUGGUUGUUCAAGACUUUUCUUAAGGCAAUGUGUGGAAAAAAGCCGAAGACAAUUUUCACAGAUCAAGAUCCUGCCAUGGCAAAAGCAAUUUCAGAGGUUUUUCCUUAA